Brassica oleracea var. oleracea is the source of this 870-nucleotide messenger RNA. RefSeq lists its product as uncharacterized. The transcript is spliced from 2 exons. The record is from RefSeq and is a predicted model, not a curated record. Lineage: Eukaryota; Viridiplantae; Streptophyta; Magnoliopsida; Brassicales; Brassicaceae. The coding region runs from base 1 to 870 and encodes 289 amino acids.
AUGACGGCUAGGAUUUUGGGUGGUGAUUUUAGGGUUUUGGGUGAGAAAGUGCAGGAUGAAAAUAUGGAGGAGAUUGGGGAGCAUGGGAGACCGGCCGGAGAUCCACCGGAUGCUCCAGACUCUUGGGUGAAGAAGGUAUUAGGGUGCAAUGAAGGAGGGAUGCCUGUACCGGAGGAGAUUGUGGACGAGUCUUUUGUGGAAUCAAAUCUGAAACUACAGUUCCUGAAUGGUGAGGAUGGAGAACCGGUGAUAACGAUUGGAGAGGAGGUUUUGAUUGCUAUGAAUGGUUUAUGGAAGAGAUAUAUGAUUGGUAAGGUCUUGGGGAGGAGUAUCCCAUUAUUGAGCUUAACGAGAAGGCUGAAGGAGCUAUGGAAACCUGCGGGAUCAAUGUUUGUGAUGGAUCUCCCGAAGAAUUUUUUCAUGGUUCGUUUUGGAGUAGAUGAGGAGUAUAUGAAUGCGCUAUCAGGUGGCCCAUGGAGGGCUUUUGGGAGUUACCUUAUGGUGCAAGCAUGGACGCCUGAGUUUGAUCCGCUGAGGGAUGAGAUAGUUACGACACCGGUUUGGGUUCGUUUAGCACAUAUCCCAGUUAAUUUUUAUCAUAAAACGAUACUGAUGGGGAUUGCCAAGGGGUUAGGAAAACCGAUUAAGGUUGACUGCACCACGCUAAAAGUCGAAAGAGCUAGAUUUGCGAGAAUUUGUGGUAUUUUCGCAGGAGAUGGGGAGCUAGACAGAAAUGAGAAAAAUUUUGGGCAUGUGUACGAUAAAAGCAACGCUCAGGAGAAACUUGCAGAGAUGGAGAAUCUGGAGUUGGAUGAGGCAGAAGCUAGUGCGAGCCAAGGACGAGAAAUCCUAGAGAGUGUGGUGGCAUAA